Messenger RNA from Anthonomus grandis grandis, 1370 nucleotides. It is a transcript of the gene Tssk, whose product is annotated as testis-specific serine/threonine-protein kinase 1. The transcript is spliced from 2 exons. The coding region runs from base 205 to 1245 and encodes 346 amino acids. Gene Ontology annotation, molecular function: ATP binding; protein serine/threonine kinase activity. Gene Ontology annotation, biological process: intracellular signal transduction; protein phosphorylation; cellular response to glucose starvation. The record is from RefSeq and is a predicted model, not a curated record. NCBI's taxonomy places the organism in Eukaryota, Metazoa, Arthropoda, Insecta, Coleoptera, Curculionidae.
GCACACGGUAAAGUGACAUUUACCGCUGUCACAUGCCAAAAUAUCUCCAAAUUUUCGUAAAUUCAUCAUGAUAAAAAACCGACCGUCACUUAGAUGAAAAAUUCGAUGUAAUCGGGGUCCGUUAGCGGUAUAAGAUAUUCGUCUGAAUGGGUGGUAAAAACAAAAUUAAAAGUCAGACACGAGUAAGUUUUGUUCGUAAGUCACAUGGCUGCUCGGUUGAGUCCUCGAAAUUCAGAAGUGAACGCGUUGGAGCAGAGGGGCUACUUAAUUGGGAAGAAAAUAGGACAGGGGUCGUACGCCACUGUGCACCUCGCCGAUUAUGUCGACAGUACCGGACCGAAGAAGAUGCGACUCGCGUGCAAGAUAUUCGAUAAGGAGAAGGCGCCCAAGGACUUUUUGGAGAAGUUCUUCCCCAGGGAGCUCGAGAUCCUGACCAAGAUCGAAAAUCCGCAUAUUAUUCAGGUGCACAGUAUCCUGCAACGCGGUCCUAGGGUGUUUAUCUUUAUGAGGUAUGCAGACAAUGGCGAUCUUCUCGACUUCAUCAAAAGAAACGGGGUAGUACCUGAACAACAAGCGAAAAUCUGGUUCAGACAAAUGACCUCAGGCCUCCACUACCUCCACAGCAAGAACAUCGCACACCGUGACCUUAAAUGCGAAAACAUCCUGCUGAGUCGGAAAUUUAACGUGAAAAUCGCGGAUUUCGGGUUCGCACGCUUUUGCGUCGACCACGAGAACCGCAGGAUUCUCAGUCAGACUUAUUGCGGUUCCGCAGCUUAUGCCGCCCCCGAAGUCGUCAAUGGGACACCGUACAACCCCAAACUAUCCGACGUCUGGUCACUCGGUAUUAUUUUAUUUAUUAUGCUGAACGCCUCGAUGCCCUUCGACGAUUCGAACUUGAGGAAACUCCUUAAGGACCAGAUGACGAAAAAUUGGGUGUUUAGAUCGAGGGUGAGGGACACGUUGUCCGCUAACGCGAAAUCGCUGGUGCGUCAUUUACUGGAACCAGAUUUGACCUUACGGUUGACCUUGGACCGGGUGAUUCCUCACGAGUGGUUGAGGAUCAGAAAGGAUCGACCGCCGUCUCUGGUCGGGCGGUUGGUGCAUUCUGCGCCCCAUGGUCAAGCCGCCGGUCAAUCGGGGGCGGCCGCUUUGGAGGCGGAUAACGGGCAGAUGCCCGGCGACUUUAAGAAUCCGGAUAUCAAGAAGAGCGCGAUGAUGAUCAACGUGAACGAGAACGCGGCAUAGGCGAGGGAGUGUUUUCGUUGAAUAAAAUCAACGUGUGCGGAUCGUGUCUGUGUCGAUAGGUUUAUGGGAUUUAACUAAAUUUUUUUCGGAUAUUUGCAAGGAGUAUUAAUAUAUAAUUUUAUUUA